Molecule: messenger RNA, 2373 nt
Organism: Merops nubicus (carmine bee-eater)
Lineage: Eukaryota; Metazoa; Chordata; Aves; Coraciiformes; Meropidae
Gene: EXO1
Product: exonuclease 1
Exons: 13
Biological process (GO): DNA recombination; mismatch repair
Cellular component (GO): nucleus
Molecular function (GO): metal ion binding; 5'-flap endonuclease activity; DNA binding
Source: RefSeq, a predicted model, not a curated record
AAGAAAUACAAAGGGCAAGCGGUAGCUGUGGACACCUACUGCUGGCUGCACAAAGGCGCUUACGCUUGUGCCGAAAAGCUGGCCCGGGGAGAGCCGACAGAUGCUUAUGUAGCUUUCUGCAUGAAGCUUGUUGAUAUGCUCCUCUCAUUUGAAAUAAAACCAAUUCUGGUGUUUGAUGGAUGCACCCUACCUUCUAAGAAGGAAGUGGAGAAGGCCCGACGAGAGAAGCGUCAAGCCAAUCUUCUGAAGGGGAAACAAUUGUUGCAGGAAGGCAGACUUUCAGAAGCUAGGGAGUGUUUUGGGCGAAGUGUAAAUGUUACCCAUGUUAUGGCUCAUGAAGUUAUUAAAGCUGCACGAGCCCGGGGAGUCGAUUGUAUCGUUGCUCCCUACGAAGCUGAUGCUCAGCUGGCUUAUCUUAAUAAGGCUGGCAUGGUUCAAGCAAUAAUUACAGAAGACUCUGAUCUUUUAGCUUUUGGAUGUAAAAAGGUGUUUCUGAAAAUUGACAAGUUUGGAAAUGGACUAGAAAUAGAUCAAGCUCGCCUAGGAAACUGCAAGCAGCUCGGAAAUGUGUUUACGGAAGAGAAAUUCCGCUACAUGUGCAUCCUUUCUGGCUGUGACUACCUCCCAUCCAUCCAUGGAAUCGGAUUAGCUAAAGCCUGCAAGUUACUCAAAUUAGCCAACAAUCCAGAUAUCAUAAAGGUUAUUAAGAAAAUGGGGCAGUACUUGAAGAUGAAUCUCACAGUACCUGAAGAAUACAUACAGGGUUUUACACGAGCCAAUAAUACAUUCCUUUAUCAAUUAGUUUUUGAUCCCAUCAACAGAAAACUAGUUCCUCUGAAUGCAUAUGAGGAUGAUAUUGACCCAGAAACACUAAUUUAUGCUGGACGACAUUUUGGUGAUAGUACUGCUUUUCAGAUUGCCAUUGGCAACAUUGAUAUCGAUACAAUGGAACAGAUUGAUAAUUAUAACCCUGACACCGCACAGCCUGUGCAACAGAGGAGUUGUGGCUGGAAUGACACACAUGCUAAUCAUGUAAAUAGCAUUUGGAGCAAAGACUACAAGCUUGGCCCUAAUGCAGAUACUGUCCCUCAUAAAAUGCAUUUUCUAGAGAAACCAACAACCAAAGGCAUGGAGAAGAUAAUUAGUGUUAAAGGGCUGAAACUUCCAGGCAAAGAGCUCUUGCCAAAAAGGCCAAGGAGUGAUUUAGAAGAAAUCUCAGAUGGAGAUCUGUUGAACCAAUAUUCAUUUUCAAAAGCAAAAAAAUUCAAGGAGAGUAAUCAUGAUAGACAAGAACAAAAGAGUGUCUCAGCAAUACAAAGCCUUGAUUCUUCAGGAAGUUCUGUCGCUCAAGAAAGCUCCAACUCCCUGCCCAGAGUCAGAAAUAAAUUUGCUUCCUUUCUACAAAGGAAAAACAAGGAGAAGGAUGCUGUAAUUGUUCCAGGAACAAGAAGCAGGUUUUUCUGCAGUGAUGCAAUUAUGUUUGAUGACAGCACUAAGGAUGACAGUGAGCUAAUUCAGGAUGCUGAGCAAGAUUGCCAGAAACAGGAAAUAAAACAUACAGCAGAAGAUAUUUCCCAUUCUUCAGAAACUGAAAAAUCAACAAGGACUAUCUUGACACCUCCUGGAGGAACACAGAAAAAUUGCUUCCAGUGGUUUAGCAGCCUUCUAAAUAAUUCAGGAAAUCCUGGUCCAUCUCAUACUGUGUUUUCACAGCAGUUUCACCAACAAAGAAGGAACUAUGUUGUACCCCAGAAAGAUCAGAUUAAUGGGGCGCAAAAAGAGAGUGGGGCUGUGUGUGGCGAAUUGGAGGAAGAAUCUUCCCCCUUAACAGAACUGGACCAGUCAUCACAGUCUCAAAGGUCCUGUGACCCCUCAGAAUGCAGUUUGGAGUCUUCAGAAGUACUGCAAGUGUCUAACAACAGUUCAGAUACAGAAGAAUCUGACUCCAAGUCAAGACAAGCUGAUGGUCAACAUACUAAGUCUCCAGUAUUUUCUGCUGUUCAAACUGGCAGAAAAAAUACAAUCACAAAGACCAAGGUUCCUGGUUUGCAUAAACCCAGUUCUCUAGGGUCUCGUAUUGUAACAAAGCUCAAGCCGUUGAUACCAGCAAAAGUAAGUGGGUUAAGCAGGAAGCUCUCACCUAUGCAGAAGAGAAAUCACUGUGAUGCUGAAAAUAAGCUGGGACUGCAAGAUGCCCUGAGUGAACUCCGGAAAAACUUCCAGUUUAAAAGAGAAUAUGAAAAACUUCCCUCUUGUAAGAAGUCAGACCCAUUGUCUCCAAUCAAGGAUAAUAUACAGCUCACUCCAGAAACAGAAGAAGAAAUCUUUAAUCAUCUUGAACGUAGUCAUGUUCAGAGAGCUAUAUUCCCAUGA